CGGCGGUCACUGCUCAGGUGUGGACGCGCCUUAAUGAUAAAACCGUUUAGGUCGUCAGAUAAUACGCACAAUGUCCGCAGGUUAUCGCGUUUGCUUUUGUUGUGUUAUUAUUUACCAAUAGUCCGAAACGCAAACAUUGGGUUCUGGUGCACAGUUCAAUAUUAUUGUAAUACUUUCCUAACUCAGUAAGUACUCGUUCUUUUGUCCAGCUGCGAACUGCAAGUACCGUAUCGUUUAUCACCGUUCAAAGUCCCCCGAGACCAAUUGCAUCAAAAUUCAUUCAUACCGAUGCGUAUAGUUUUCAAUACUCGUUGCACACAAUAACCGCGCCCGACACGAGAAAAUAAAGUAUUCUGAAAAAUGGCCAAACCGAUAGUCGUGCUUUUCGGAAUUUUUUUAAUAUUCGUGCGCAAUGGCGCGCUACAGGUCGCCGUUCCUGAGGAUCCACUGUCGGACGAGUUCAUCGAUCACAUAAAUUCCAUUCAAAAUCUGUGGACAGUACGUCCUGGCCGUCGAUGUCGAUUAUUGCAUAAAUAUUCGUACAAUUAAUUGGUUAUUCUUUUUUUGUUUUGCUCUUUCAGGCGGGCCGCAAUUUCCACAAAAACACUCCGCUGUCCUACCUCAAAGGUUUGAUGGGCGUGCAUAAGAGCAACGAGGAUUAUCCGAAAUUGGAACAGUUGGUGUCCUAUUCGGAAGUGUCGAACCAAUUGCCAGAAAAUUUCGACGCCAGAGAACAUUGGCCAGAAUGCCCGACCAUCAAAGAAGUCAGAGACCAAGGCUCGUGCGGAUCCUGUUGGGUACAUUUUUCCUUUAAAUUAAAUAAUUGCACUCGUUAUACAUUAUUUUUUGUUUUAGGCUUUCGGAGCCGUAGAAGCCAUGUCCGAUCGUGUUUGCAUUCACUCUAAAGGUGCGGUUAAUUUCCAUUUUUCUGCCGAAAAUCUAGUCUCUUGUUGUUGGACGUGUGGUUUUGGAUGCAACGGUGGCUUCCCCGGAGCUGCAUGGCACUAUUGGAAGACCAAAGGUCUCGUUAGUGGAGGACCCUAUAAUUCUCAUUUGGUAAUUUUAUUAUUUUGACUAUGCCUAUUGUUAAAUUUAAAAUCAAAUGCAUGUAACAUCGCUUGUAUAAUAAUUAAAAUGUUUAUGUAUACAGGUUUUUUUUUAAAUAAAGUUACAUAUUCAAUAUUAAUGGUGAAUAUUUUGAUUAUAUUUUACUCAUUGUUUGAAUAUUAUGUAUGGCUGUUUUUUUUUUUUUAAUUGCAUGUUUUCAUAACUACAUGUAUAUUACUAAAUUAUUGAGUAUUAAUUAUCAGUGACACAAUAUUUUACAGAAAUAAUAACUUUAAUUUGAUACUAUUGACUUAGGGAUGUAUCCCUUAUGAGGUUGCUCCAUGUGAACAUCACGUAAAUGGUACUCGCGGACCAUGCAAAGAAGGAGGUAAAACUCCUGCAUGCGUUAAAAAAUGCCAAGAUGGAUACAAGAUACCAUAUGAAAAAGAUUUGCAUUUUGGUAAGCAAUUUAAAUCUGUUCAUAUUAUCAAAUCUAUUAACUCUUUGAAGGUCAGAUACUUGUAAUUUUUACAAUAUACUAAUAAAUUAAAACAGCAAAAAAAUUACCUCUUUUAAUCAAUAGGUAUAAGGCCUCUGCCAUUUCUGAUAAUAAUUUUUGAAAUGGUUAUUAUUAAGUUUUUUCUCAGUUCCUAAUGCAAAAAAAAAAAAGAAAUAAAUAGUAGUAGUACUCAUUUUCACCUCUCAGAAGUAAAUAAGUAAUACAAACGUUUAUAACUAAAUUAAUAUGUAUAACAACAUUUAUUAGGUAAGUCUUCAUAUUCAAUUGGAAACAGCGAAGAUCAAAUCAAACAGGAAAUUUAUAACAAUGGCCCGGUGGAAGGAGCAUUUACAGUUUUUGAAGAUUUUGUAGCCUACAAAUCUGGUAAAUUUUAACAUUUAUUAAAUUGCACUUAGUAUUUUAUAAAAAUUUUAAACCACAGUGAAAAAUUAAGAAAAAAAAAACUACACCUUUUUUUGUUCAUUAUUAAAUUAAAAUAAAUAAAAUGUUAUAUUAUGUAAAAUAGCAUUUUAAUAUUUUACUUAUUAUGAUAUUUAUUUUACCGUGUUCUAUAAUAAUUUUUUUUUUCUAUGAUUUAUGACUAAAUAAUAUUAAAGUAUAAACUAAUAUUUAUUUUGGGUACGCGUAACUAUAUAAGUAUAGUACCUAUUAUCUAUGACAGAAGUAUAAUAUAUUUUCUGAACGAUAAUGAAUUAUUUAAUUAUUCACUGAAAAUGUUUCAACAAGAAAUUUACUUUGCAUUUAUUUUAUAUAAUUAAAGAUAAAAUUUUAAUCUAUUAAAAAUAUCCAGAUGUGAAAAUAAAUUAAUACUAGAAUUUAUAUAGUAAUAAAUGUUUUUAAUUUUAAAAUGUUAACUUUUUUGUUGUUAUUGAUGUUUCACAGGCGUAUAUAAACACGUUGUUGGCAAGGCUCUUGGUGGACACGCGAUUCGAAUCCUCGGUUGGGGUGUAGAAGAUAGUAUACCAUAUUGGUUGGUGGCCAAUUCAUGGAACUAUGAUUGGGGCCAGAAUGGAUUUUUUAAAAUAUUGAGAGGAUCUGAUGAAUGCGGCAUUGAAGGACAAAUUAACGCUGGUAUACCAGCUUAACUAAUAAAUUAUUGUAAGAUUAAAAAUGUGUUAAAUCUCAAUUUUUUUAAAUUUAAUUAAUCAUCUGAUAUAUACUUAUAGAUAAUUUAAAAAAAAAAUUAUAUUUAUUUAUAAAUACUCAUAGACACUAUAUUUUGUUGAAUAAGAUAAAAAAAAUAAAAAAUAUUAUUUUUGUACCAUCUACUUAUAUAAUCUUGUACUUUUCAAUUAAAAAUCAAAUCAAACUCUCCUAUAUUUGAUUAUUAUUGAUUUAUAUUUGUUAUAACUAAAGUCCAGAUUUAUAUUCUGUUAUAACGUUUAACAUGAUGUUUAAAUGUUAAAUGCAUCAAAAAUUGAUGAAAUAUUCUUGAAAUUCUUAAAAUAUUCC
Molecule: messenger RNA, 3019 nt
Organism: Cinara cedri
Lineage: Eukaryota; Metazoa; Arthropoda; Insecta; Hemiptera; Aphididae
Source: the annotation of a GenBank genome assembly